UGGAAAAAAGUGACAUACGGACGGACAGACAGACAGACAUGACGAAUGGUUCCGUUUUUUGACGAAACAUCUGCCAAUUCUGCCACAAUAAACGAAACAACAAUGUCAACAUCAACAAUAAAAUUACUCACUUCACUUACUUCACUCACACACGACAGACAGGCGCGUAAACUGCGAAUCUUAUAAAAUUUUCCUAUUUUAUUGGAUUUUGACACCGAUUGCACUGUUGGCCAAGAUUAUAAGGCAAUUUUGUUUUUUAAAAUGCAGAUAUAUAUAGACUGUAAAACGGAAAGUGAGAGUGGUGUUCCCGAGUGGGCCAUAGUGGAGCUCCAAGGUCUUAUCCAAAUGAAGAAGGAAUCUCCGACGGGGCCGACUGUCAUUGGCGACCUCCACUUCUACAACCGCAAUAAACAUCCAGUGUUAAUCCUAGGACACCAUGUCCUUAACGGAAAAGAAGUUAAAAUGGAACAGCCCAUGGCGGUCAUUGAAAAAGUUACAGAUGAUUCUAAAACUCAAUAUAAGGUGAAGGCUGUUGUCAAAAAGAAAUUGAUUUUCAAAUCUAGACCUAAACCUAUUAUCUCCAAUGUUGCUGAAAGAGUUUCAUAAUAAAUAACAUGUUUAUAAAA
This is a messenger RNA of Cydia pomonella (codling moth), 626 nucleotides long. Its product is annotated as chromosome transmission fidelity protein 8 homolog. The coding region runs from base 262 to 606 and encodes 114 amino acids. Lineage: Eukaryota; Metazoa; Arthropoda; Insecta; Lepidoptera; Tortricidae. Gene Ontology annotation, biological process: mitotic sister chromatid cohesion. The record is from RefSeq and is a predicted model, not a curated record. Gene Ontology annotation, cellular component: Ctf18 RFC-like complex. The transcript has 2 exons.